AUGGGAAGAAAGAGAGGGGAGAAAGAGGGGGUUAGAAAUACGGGGAAAGAGAAGGAGAAGAAAGAGGGGGGAGAAAAAGAGGAGAUAAAGGCUCUUGUCAAAGGCGGUGAUGUCAAAGGCGGUGAUGUCAAAGACAGUGAUGUCAAAUGCGGUGAUGUCAAAGGCGGUGAUGUCAAAGUCGGUGAUGUCAAAGGCAGUGAUAUCAAAGGUAGUGAUGUCAAAGGUGGUGAUAUCAAAGGUAGUGAUGUCAAAGGUGGUGAUGUCAAAGGCGGUGAUGUCAAAGGUAGUGAUGUCAAAGGUGGUGAUGUCAAAGGUAGUGAUAUCAAAGGUAGUGAUAUCAAAGGUAGUGAUGUCAAAGGUGGUGUUGUCAAAGGUAGUGAUAUCAAUGGCAGUUAUAUCAAAGGUAGUGAUAUCAAAGGAAGUGAUAUCAAAGGUAGUGAUGUCAAAGGUGGUGUUGUCAAAGGUAGUGAUAUCAAAGGUAGUGAUAUCAAUGGCAGUUAUAUCAAAGGUAGUGAUAUCAAAGGUAGUGAUAUCAAAGGUAGUGAUGUCAAAGGUGGUGUUGUCAAAGGUAGUGAUGUCGAAGGUGGUGUUGUCAAAGGUAGUGAUAUCAAAGGUAGUGAUAUCAAAGGUUGUGAUAUCAAAGGUUGUGAUAUCAAAGGUAGUGAUGUCAAAGGUAGUGAUGUCAAAGGUAGUGAUAUCAAAGGUAGUGAUAUCAAAGGUAGUGAUGUCAAAGGUGGUGAUGUCAAAGGUAGUGAUAUCAAAGGUAGUGAUAUCAAAGGUAGUGAUGUCAAAGGUGGUGUUGUCAAAGGUAGUGAUAUCAAAGGCAGUGAUAUCAAUGGCAGUGAUAUCAAAGGUAGUGAUAUCAAAGGUAGUGAUGUCAAAGGUUGUGAUAUCAAAGGUAGUGAUAUCAAAGGUAGUGAUAUCAAAGGUAGUGAUGUCAAAGGUGGUGUUGUCAAAGGUAGUGAUAUCAAAGGUAGUGAUAUCAAAGGCAGUGAUAUCAAAGGUAGUGAUAUCAAAGGUAGUGAUGUCAAAGGUAGUGAUAUCAAAGGUAGUGAUAUCAAAGGCAGUGAUAUCAAAGGUAGUGAUGUCAAAGGUGGUGAUGUCAAAGGUAGUGAUAUCAAAGGCAGUGAUAUCAAAGGUAGUGAUGUCAAAGGUGGUGAUGUCAAAAGCGGUGAUUGA
Molecule: messenger RNA, 1179 nt
Organism: Mya arenaria
Lineage: Eukaryota; Metazoa; Mollusca; Bivalvia; Myida; Myidae
Product: RNA-binding protein 6-like
Exons: 3
Coding region: 1-1179 (392 amino acids)
Source: RefSeq, a predicted model, not a curated record